Messenger RNA from Myxocyprinus asiaticus (Chinese sucker), 3407 nucleotides. It is a transcript of the gene minpp1b, whose product is annotated as multiple inositol-polyphosphate phosphatase 1b. The record is from RefSeq and is a predicted model, not a curated record. Gene Ontology annotation, molecular function: acid phosphatase activity; inositol phosphate phosphatase activity. Bases 1169 to 2554 code for a protein of 461 amino acids. Lineage: Eukaryota; Metazoa; Chordata; Actinopteri; Cypriniformes; Catostomidae. The transcript is spliced from 5 exons.
UAUUUUUUUUACACUCCGGGUUUUGGAGCGUGGAAGUAAACAUUUGCAGGGUAAACUUCGACAGCGGUGAAUGGGAGAUCACAGCAAAUAUUAUUUUCACUCAACCAUUUGCUCCAAGACCAAAAGAAAAAAAAAUCCACUAUUACAUUUGAAUGACUUUCCAGAAGAGGAAAAAAACAGAGAGCGGUGAUUAAGACAGUCAAAUGUGAGAAGAUGCCAAAUUUACUGUCACUCUCUCAGCAGCUGUAAUAGAAACCCCCUCGCAGCUGUGGUAAUUCGUUUUUUAAAACUAAUUCCUGGGUAAUAUAACACAAAGAAUAAUGUUAGAAAUUUACACUCAAUAUAUAUAUAUAUUUUUUAAAUGAUCAUAUAAAAAAGUUUGCUAGAUUUGCGCGGCUAAAUAAGGCGGAAACGCGUCAUCACAGCAUGAAAAAGGUCUAUUGAAGACUUUUAAGUCACGUCUGAAAUCUCAUCUCUUUUACACUGUCCUUUGAGUCUGACAAAUAUUACCCCAAAUACUAUUCUGUCACUUAUUGAAAAACUUUUGAUUUAAUCACCUUGAACCUAACUGCAAAUUACAAACAAGCAUUUUGUCUCAAAAUAAAUUUGACAAUUUCAGAGAUUUUCAUUAGCUUCAUAAAUUUGCAACAUUUUAAAAAUGAUUAGAUCAAAUUGCCUCAAAAUCAACCAUUAGACACCACACACACUGAUCUCAUGGAUGAGGAAUAUUUUGCAGCGUAUAGUGACUGUUUCUGAGUGUUUAAUCUAAUGAGUUCAAAUCAAAUCCUGUGCUUUUUCGCCUGGUUUUUGUAAGGGAAUAAUAAUUUAAAACUUGAAAGUGACGCGCCAUCUAGUGGAUUCAAGUGUAAAACCAGGAAAUUAUUUAGUCACGAAAUCAUAUAGGAAGGAUUGUAGAGCAUUUAGCGCCGUCAUACGUGAAUCGUGUUUUGAAAUCAAGCAAUUAGCUUAUGCAUUCGGCAUAAUAUCAGUGAUUUAUUAAUAUACCUGAAAGCGGCAAGUUGUAUUUUGACCCGGAAGGUUUUGCAUCUCAGUUUUGAGGCUUGCUUCACGGCUAAUUCAUGCAUGGCACAGCUGAAUGAAUGAAUUUACCUCCGAUCUACAGGUAUUUUCUGUGUAAAAGGUAUAGCAAAUCCAAAAACUUCCAGAGAUGAAAAUAGAUUACUUGCUGAUAAACUUCAUCAUCACUUCUGUAAGCAUUACCAUGGUCCGUUUGUCAUUCUCUAAACUCGCAAGACCAACAACAAUACCGGCGAUUGCACAUUACUUCGGGACAAAAGGCAGGUACGAGGAAGUGAACCCACAUCUUUUGGAUGACCUAUUGUUCGUAAACAGAUCGCUGUUGGGGCCCCCUUCUCAAGACUGCCAUGCAAUUCACUUGGUUUCUGUGAUAAGACACGGGACUCGCUAUCCGACGACCAAAAAUGUGAAAAAGAUCGCGGGUCUCUUUGAUCUAGUCGCGUCUGAAGCGGCAGGAUCAGCACUGUGGCUCAAUGACAUUAAAAAUAAAUGGAAGAUGUGGUACACUGAAGAUAUGGACGGCAGACUGGUGGAGAAAGGUCGAGAUGACCAUAGGUAUUUGGCCAUGAGGUUGGCACAUUUAUUCCCAACUUUAAUUUCCGAGGAGAACCUCCGUGCCAACCGCAUUGAGUUCAUCACCAGCUCCAAGCACCGGUGUGUUGACAGUAUCACCGCUUUCCAAGAGGGUCUCCACAGACUCUGGGAUGUGCAGGAUAUGGAUUACAAACAAUAUGUGGAUGAUUCGUUGAUGAGAUUUUUUGAUCAUUGUGAGAGAUUUGUUGAAAGUGUCGAAAACAACAAAACGGCGUUGAAUGAGGUAAAUCGUUUCAAGUCCUCGGUUGAGAUGGAUGCAGUACGGAAGAAAAUAGCCAAGCGCCUUCAGAUUCCAUACAAUCAAAUCACCCCAGAUAUGGCGGAGGCAGCUUUCUUUUUGUGCUCCUAUGAGUUUGCCAUCAAGUCUGAGAAUUCGCCCUGGUGUAAUCUGCUGGAUGAGUCAGAUGCUCAAGUGCUGGAGUACAAAAAUGACCUGAAACAGUACUGGAAGAGAGGAUAUGGACAUGACAUCAACUGUAAAUCCAGCUGUCCUCUCUUUCAUGAUAUAUUCAAGCGUCUUGAUAAGGCUGCCUAUGACUACAGUUUCGGGGACGUAAAAAAAACUGCCACCAUCCAGGUUGGUCAUGGUGAGACCUUGCUGCCUCUCCUCUCUCUGAUGGGCUUUUUUAAGGAUGAAAAACCUCUGACAGCGGAGAACUUCUCAUUGCAGCACAACCGCAAGUUCCGCACCAGUCAGAUUGUACCUUAUGCUGCAAAUCUAGUCUUUGUCCUGUAUGAAUGCACUGAAGGACUCCGAGUACAGUUGUUUCUCAAUGAGAAGCCCAUGAAUUUUCCCAAUAUGAACCGCUCUGCUCCAUUGUAUGAAACAGUCAUAAAGCAUUACUCAGAGCUCCUUCAUGGCUGUGAUUUUAAUAAGGAAUGUGACUUGCCUCAAUCAAACCUUAGGAACACUGAGCUGUGAGUCAGGUUAUAAAUUAGGAAUUUCAGGGAUCAAUCACUGUGUGCUUGAGAAAUGCUUUGUGAAAUGUGAUUUUUUUUUUUACUACAAUGACUCUAUAUAUGCAUUAUACUUUUGAUUCUCUUCAGAAAUGUUUAUUUUUUAUUUUAUAAUUAGAGGUCCAAUUUAUUAUUUUAUUUAUACAGCUUACCAAAUUAAAUAUAUAGAGCAUAUUUGUGUUUAAAGAGAUUUUCAUUGUUUUUUCAGAGUUCUUUCUUGUGUAUAAAUUCCACUUUCUUCCUAAACUUGUUUUAUUUGCCAAAGUACUCAAGAGAAAUGUUGUUGUAAGGUGCCAAAUAUAUUCUUUUCUUUGUAUUGAAAGUAAUUUAAAGCUUAUUUAUUUUAAUAGCUCUGUGCAUUUUCCAAAUAUAUCACUUUUUUCAACAACUAAAAUUUAUUCUAGUUUCUGUAAAAUGGACUUUCAAAAAAUUUAUCUUUCACGUCAUUCGUCUUGCUAUUUUAAAGAAAGACCCUAAUGUUGUCAUUACUGGAAAAAUCAAGUUGUCUUAAUUAAACAUUUCUUGAAAUGUUAAGUCUCUUAACUCAAAUACCUGUUUCUUGAACUCAUUUAUCUUAAAAAUCGAUUUUAUGUGUUAAUAACUCAAGAUUGAGUACAUAAUUGAGGCUAGGGGGAAUACCCCAAAUUAUUUAAUUAUUAUUGUUAUUAUUGAUAUUAAUAAAAUUGAAUUAUUUGAUUGUUUUCUUGGUCAGAAGGAACUGCAUUUAAAUAGUUUAUAGAGAUUUUAGCUCUUUAUAGAUUUAUUUGUUAUUUUGUUGCAAAUAGUUGUUUUAUGUGAUGACACCAUAAAGGUGAUCU